CCGUAUCUGUCCUUGGAUACAGUGUUUUUGUGGUGUUGGGUUUUUUUGCAAUUUGACUUCUUUUUUUCCCACCUGUUUGUGUCUCACUGCUUACUUCGCAUCUCCCUCACCAGCCUUUUCCUGCAUUACUUUCAACAAAAGUUUCAUUUCUUGAUCAUGGCCGAUUUCAUAAGAAACAAACUGCUUGAAUGGGGGCUAAGAGAGUUGGAGGAACGAUUUGAAGCUAACAAAGUUACAGAGGAAAGCCUUUUCUGUCUUACCAAUGAAGACAUAACUGAGUUAAUCCCUGAAGUUGGUCUAAGGUCAAGAUUCAGAAAGAGACUUGAGGACUUAAAGAGUAAACAAAGCAUAAGGCAAGAAACACCCGAUUUUUCCACUCAGGAGAAUGAAGAAACAACAAAAUUGGUUCAGGUUCCACCAUCCACAAGUUCAAAAGGAAAAAGAAAAUCAGAUCUUCAGGGGCAAUCCAACAAAUGGCAAUCACCAACUAAAAGACAACGUGACUCAGUGACAGAAACAAGAAUAUUAUCUGAGGUGAAAGGCAUCAUGAAAGAUGUCAGUAACAGUCUCCAUGGCCAAGACAAGCUAAGUACUUUCCUAAAGAACAAAAUUAAUGAUUUGGAAACCGACAAGAGAGAGCUUGUUGGUGUCUUUGGAAGAACUGGGGCUGGAAAGAGCUCUUUAAUCAAUACCAUCAUUAAUGAGAAGAAUCUUUUGGCCACUGGAAUAAUCAGUGCAUGCACCACAGUCAUGAUAAAGGUGGAGGCUAACACUUGCAGCCCAAAGUAUGAGGCAGAAAUUGAGUUCAUUACGAAGGAGGAGUGGCAUGAUGAAUUAUGGUCACUGAAGACUCUUAAGAAAGGUGAUGAUUAUCGGGACAUGGUUAAAAAGCUGUCAGCCCUGUAUGGAGAAGAAUGGAAAGACAAAUCCCCUGAAAACCUCUUGGAAAAAAAGUAUUUCAAAAAUAUUCUAGAAUUUUUAGAUUCCAAGAGGAAAUUUUUGCAUUGUGACACAGCUGAAAAGCUAUCUGAAGAACUUUUUAAAUAUACAAAGUAUGUUCCAAAGCAGGAAGAUGGAUAUAAAGCACAGCAGUGGUACUGGCCACUAGUAAAGUGUGUGACUGUCAGGGUGCCAAACAAUAAGUUUCUCCAGCAUGUCACACUUGUGGACCUUCCUGGAAAUGGCGAUCGCAACAAGAGCAGGAACGAAAUGUGGAGACAAAUUGUUGGAGAUUGUUCUACUGUGUGGAUUGUGGCUGAAAUUACUCGGGCAGCAUCAGAGAAUGAGGCCUGGGAGAUUCUAAAAAGUGCACAUGGCCUCAUUGGAAAUGGUGGUCAGUGUGAGCAAAUUCACUUUAUCUGCACCAAGUCUGAUCCUUCAGACAAUCGAGAUAUAAAAAACAAGGAAGCCAAGAAAGAAGUGACGAGUGAAUUCCGGGAACUGAAUGAGAGUCUGAGUGACCACUUCAGUGAGGACUGCUUCAAAGUGUUCACAGUGAGUGCUGAAGAGUUCCUAGAAAGAAAAGGUGUAAAAGAAGAUGUCAAUGAAAUAGCCAAACUUCAAGACUUCUUGCAAAAUUGCAAUGAUGUCACUCUGAGACAU
Maylandia zebra (zebra mbuna) is the source of this 1602-nucleotide messenger RNA. The record is from RefSeq and is a predicted model, not a curated record. Lineage: Eukaryota; Metazoa; Chordata; Actinopteri; Cichliformes; Cichlidae.